CAUUUACCAACUCUGACCUGACGCAGGAGUGGUGGCGCUGUUUGCGUCUUGAACCCAACACCCCAAAAGAAGAAAUAGAUGCUAAUCCGAGGUUAGCUCUUGGCUCGUAAAUACAUAAACAAUCCUGCUUGGUCAGGGUGGAGCUGCAGAGGACCUGUCUGUCUGACCCAGCAGGAGCAACAUGUCAGCGGAUACGAAGAUCGCUGAGCUGCUCACUGAGCUCCACCAGCUCAUCAAACAGACUCAGGAGGAGAGGUCACGCAGCGAACACAAUCUGCUGAACAUCCAGAAGACCCACGAGAGGAUGCAGACGGAGAACAAGACGUCUCCAUACUACCGCACCAAGCUGAGGGGCCUGUACACCACAGCGAAGGCCGAUGCAGAGGCUGAGUGCAGCAUCCUGCGCCACGCUCUGGAUAAGAUCGCUGAAAUCAAAUCUCUGCUGGAGGAGCGGCGGAUCGCUGCUAAGAUGGCUGGAGUUUACAGCGACAGCGACCCCCCCAGGAAGACCAUGAGGCGCGGCGUCCUGAUGACGCUGCUGCAGCAGUCAGCCAUGACGCUCCCGCUGUGGAUUGGCAAACCUGGAGAGAGCCCUCCUCCUCUGUGCGGCGCAAUCCCGGCCAGCAGUGACUACGUGGCCAAGCAGGGCGACAAGGUGGCGGCGCGGGUGAAGGCCGUGGACGGAGAUGAACAGUGGAUCCUGGCCGAGGUGGUCAGCUACAACCACUCCACCAACAAGUACGAAGUGGACGACAUCGAUGAAGAAGGAAAAGACAGGAGGCACACGCUGAGCCGCCGGAGGAUCAUCCCUCUGCCUCAGUGGAAGGCCAACCCGGAGACCGACCCGGAGGCGCUGUUCAGCAAGGACCAGCUGGUUCUGGCCCUCUACCCGCAGACCACCUGCUUCUACCGCGCCCUGAUCCACACGCCGCCGCACAGGCCGCAGGACGACUACUCGGUUCUGUUCGAGGACACGUCGUACGCAGACGGAUACUCCCCGCCGCUCAACGUGGCGCAGCGCUACGUGGUGGCCUGCAAGGAGAACAAGAAGAAGUGAGGCUGUGACGGAACAAACGCAACAUUUCCAUGGAGCAUCACCUGCUGGCCAGUGCAGGAACUGCAGGGCGGAGUCACUUUUAUUUACAUGUAAAUUGUUGCACAAAGUGCCCUGAUGAAACUUUGAUCUCAUAUCUGCAUUGAAGCUUUCUGAUGUUUUCAUAUUAAUCAUUUUAAAUAAAUAAUUUCAUCAGGUUUCUGA
Gambusia affinis (western mosquitofish) is the source of this 1258-nucleotide messenger RNA. It is a transcript of the gene sgf29, whose product is annotated as SAGA complex associated factor 29. Gene Ontology annotation, cellular component: SAGA complex. NCBI's taxonomy places the organism in Eukaryota, Metazoa, Chordata, Actinopteri, Cyprinodontiformes, Poeciliidae. The coding region runs from base 182 to 1057 and encodes 291 amino acids. The transcript has 10 exons. The record is from RefSeq and is a predicted model, not a curated record.